CCCGCCCCCGGAAAAGGGAAAAAACGAAAGAGGAUGAUCGGAAGCAUCUAGCACUAUCUUAUCUCCUUGCUCGAUGCCGCCGAUGGCCACGGCAAAAGUCAUCCUCUUUCCAUUUUGCGCGCGUUUCCCAAAAUCUUCGCACGGGCGAAUUCGAAGAGAAAAAAAAAAGCCCAAAACCAGACCGUCCUUCUCCUACGCCUUUGCCUUUGCCUGUCAUCGCCGCUUUAAACAGUGACGUCGGACCCCGAUAGCGCCAGCUGGCACGCCAAUCAAGGGGUGGCCUGAGCACAUUGCUAAAAGGGCAAUUAGUCACAGACACGACAUGUCCACCACCACCAACAACAACGACACCAUGGCGUCUGCCGCCAAGGACGAAGAUGUGCAAUCGGCGCCGACAAAGAUCGCCGUCAUGACGUCGGGCGGCGACUCGGCAGGCAUGAACGCGGCAGUGAGAUCCGUCGUCAAGAUGGCCAUCUUUCGCAAGUGCCACGCCUACGUCAUUCGAGAGGGCUGGGAGGGGCUCGUACGCGGCAAUGAUGGCUUUGCAGAUGAGGACGACGAUGACGAGGUCCGCGGCCUGAUGCAGGAGGGCGACACACGCAAGAGCAGACCAGCCUCGCCGAGGGCCGGAGCGAGAAAUGGAGCACAGCAAGUGCCUACGAUUCGCGACUCGAGCAAGAUGGUCGAUGGCGGCGAGUUUGUGCCCACGUACGGAGAAGGCGAGAUUCUGAGAGAGGGUGUCGGUGAAGCCGAGGAGCUCGGACUAAAGGGCAGAUACAUUAUCCGUGUCGGCUGGGACGACGUUCGAGGAUGGAUGGACCAAGGAGGCACGCUCAUCGGGACAGCCAGAUGUGCCGCUUUCAGGGAGAGGGCCGGUCGACUGAGAGCUGCAAGGAACCUUAUUGCCUGUGGCAUCGACGCGCUGGCCGUAUGCGGCGGUGAUGGAAGCCUGACGGGCGCGGACAGACUGCGAGGAGAAUGGUCCAGUCUCGUCGAGGAGCUUCUCUCCAAGGGCAAGAUCACAGACACACAAGCCAAGCGAUACGCACAUCUUAAAAUCGUUGGCCUCGUCGGCUCCAUCGACAACGACAUGGCCACAACGGACAUGACCAUCGGUGCAUCGACGGCACUGGCCCGUAUCUGCGAAGCUGUCGACAGCAUCUCAUCGACGGCUGCCUCCCACUCGCGCGCCUUUGUCGUGGAAGUCAUGGGUCGACACUGCGGCUGGCUUGCCCUCAUGGCCGGUGUCGCGACGGGGGCCGACUACAUCUUUGUUCCGGAACGACCGCCUGGGACUGAUGACUGGGAAGAGGAGAUGUGCCAAGUGCUGCAGAAGCAUCGCGAGGCUGGAAAGCGGAAGACGAUCGUCAUUGUGUCUGAGGGCGCCAUCGACCGCAAUCUGAAGCCGAUCAAGCCCGACGACAUCAAGCAGUGCCUCUCUGAUCGGCUGGGCCUCGACACGAGGGUCACAACGCUUGGUCACACCCAACGAGGAGGCAAGCCCGUUGCGCAAGACCGCGUCUUGGCCACACUCCAAGGCGUCGAAGCUGUCGAAGCGCUCCUCGAGGCCAAUCCUGACACUCCAUCAUACGUCAUUGGUAUUCGCGAAAACAAGAUCACGAGGAUCCCCCUUAUGCAUGCCGUGGAGCAGACGCAGCAGGUUGCAAAGUGUAUCGGCGAGAAGGACUUCAAGGGCGCACUCGAUCUGCGAGACCCAGAAUUCGCCGAAGGCCUCAAGGCAUUCGACAUCAUCUCGCGGAUUGACGACGACGACAAGCUACCGGAAGCGAAGCGCAUCAAGAUGGGUAUCAUUCAUGUCGGCGCGCCUGCUGGAGGUAUGAAUGCGGCUACAAGGACGGCAAUCCGGUUCUGUCUCUCGCGUGGCCACGAGCCCGUCGUCAUCAACAAUGGCUUUUCCGGCCUCUUGGAAGACAACAUUGAUGUCUUCGAUUGGUUGCGAGUCGACAAUUGGGCCGUAAGGGGAGGCUCUGAGCUCGGUACCAACCGAGUGCUUCCUGACGCAGACUUGGGCGGUGUCGCCUCGGCUCUGCAAAAGCACAAUAUCCAAGCGCUCCUGAUGAUUGGCGGCUUCGAGGCUUUCAUGGCUGUCAAGAUCAUGGACGAGAAGCGGGAGUCUUACCCUUCGUUCCGAAUCCCCAUCGUUGCCAUUCCUGCCACGAUUUCCAACAACGUGCCCGUCUCAGAGUUCUCGUUGGGGUCGGACACCAGUCUCAAUGCUCUUGUCGACGCAUGCGACGCUAUCAAGCAGAGCGCCAGCGCGAGCCGCAAUCGUGUAUUUGUCGUCGAGACGCAGGGAGGCAAGUGUGGCUACAUUGCCGUCAUGGGCGCUCUCGCCGCAGGUGCCGUCCUCGUCUACACGCCCGAAGUCGGCAUUGGGCUGCAGCAGCUGGGAAGCGAUGUCGCCUUCCUCAAGAAGCGCUUCAUGCUCGAUGUGAGGGGCAAGAGCGAGGGCCGACUCGUCAUCCGAAACGAGAAGUCGUCCGAUGUGUACACGACUGAAGUCAUCACCAAGAUUCUCAAGGAGGAGGGCAACAAGCUGUUUGACUCUCGUUCGGCUUCGCUUGGGCACACGCUCCAGGGUGGCGUGCCCUCGCCGCUCGACCGUGCUCGCGCCACGCGUCUUGCGCUGCGAUGCUGCGAGUUCCUCGAGGCCCAAGCAGGAAAGGGCAAGGCCAAGUGCACAGGGCCAGACACGGCCGUGGUGAUCACGAUUCGAGGCUCGCAGGUCGAAUUCACAAGCGCAAAGGAGAUGGCAGAGCAGGCCGACAUGAAGAACAGGAGGGCCAAGACGGCCUGGUGGCAUGAGCUCAAGGAUCUCGUCGAGCUCAUGGGCGGGCGGACAGGGCUGGCGGAUUCCGAGGGCAGGCUCUGAGCUGUGACUUGAAUGGGAAACACGUGUUACGUAUAGAAGAGAGAAUGCUAUCUCGAGACACUUUGUUAAAGGCUCUGUGAAGGCAGAUACGCUUGGUCUGCCUAGUCCAAAGGGGUCAUUGUGCGAGCAGCAAACGGCGGUAAAGACCAAUGCAACAAAGCAUGUCCCUGUACGGUCCUCAGAUUCUCUCUGCCGUAGUGACUGUGAGCGAGCAAUAUUUACGUUGUGAUUUCCUAAAAAUACAG
Messenger RNA from Acaromyces ingoldii, 3138 nucleotides. RefSeq names its product putative 6-phosphofructokinase. Gene Ontology annotation, cellular component: mitochondrion; cytoplasm; 6-phosphofructokinase complex. Bases 323 to 2893 code for a protein of 856 amino acids. Gene Ontology annotation, molecular function: ATP binding; identical protein binding; 6-phosphofructokinase activity. The transcript is spliced from 3 exons. The record is from RefSeq and is a predicted model, not a curated record. Lineage: Eukaryota; Fungi; Basidiomycota; Exobasidiomycetes; Exobasidiales; Cryptobasidiaceae. Gene Ontology annotation, biological process: fructose 1,6-bisphosphate metabolic process; canonical glycolysis; fructose 6-phosphate metabolic process.